GUUCAACAUUACACGACUGCAAUAACGGUAACCGUGCGUCUUGCACAGAGUCUUGCACCGGUCCACAGUCAUAGUCACAUAAUACUACAGCUCAUACACGUAAACAGACGUACCUACACCUAUCGCACGCGAGUCUACAACCACCUACCCACAACGAAAAAAAAUGACCGUGGUCAACAUUAAGGACAGGGUGAAAAACAACAAGCUGAACUUGAGCGGUCUCAACCUAACGGAGAUACCCGCCAAGGAAAUCGCUCCUCUGAAAGUCUCUCAUCUGGACUUAUCCAACAACAAAAUCACUUCAACAGACAAUGUUUUUUCAUUAUUGCCCAGUCUGGUAAAGCUCGAUUUAUCCGGCAAUCAGAUUAAGAGUGUGGCUGCUGAUAUUGGUUCAUUGCAAAAACUUGCUUUCCUGUCGUUAGCCAACAACAAAAUCAAAGAUCUACCCAAGGGCUUAAGUAAACUAAAACAGUUGAAACACUUGAACUUGAACAACAAUCCGUUGAAACCAGAACUGGUCGAAGCAGUUGGACCAUCACAAAACAAUGCACAAUGCCAGUCAGCAGCUGCCAACGCGAUUCAGUAUUUGAAGGGUGAUUCCAAAAAGCAAGAUGACAAACAAAAUAAGAAGAAGGAUAAGAAAAAUAGCAAAGCUUCUCCAAAUGGUGUACAAAUGAUAAGUCAAAAAAUAAGACCAAACCCAAAAGAAACCAGCUGGUUUGUAUCUAAAGUUUUUGGAUUUUUCGGCAUGCUCAUUUCGUACACACUUUUAUUUGCGGUGUUGAUCGGUUUAUCCUUGUAUGCCUUGUCAUACUAUGACAAGAAAGCAUAUGGUAAUGUCAAAGCUAAACUUUUGCCUGUUUGGGGAUCAGUUACAUCAAAUCUAGACCCAAAGGUAGCUUCUAAAGUCAAUUAUUAUCUGCUACAAGCUGGGAAUUCUUUUGAUCAGGCAGUUCAUACCAGUAUUGAAGCAUCUAUUAAAUCAUACAAAUGGGUUAAAGCAAAUCCAACUGUACAGCAAUAUGCUAAAAAUGUUCAAGACACAUGGAAAUCGUUUUGGGAUAGUGUAUUCAAGAAAGUAAAAUCUACGUGAUCCGUGAGAUAGAUUUAAAAAAAAGACACAAUAAUAAACCAAUGUGUUUUUUUUUUUUUAUAUUCCAUGUAUCAAUUAUUUGAUAAAUUUUCUCGAAAACCCCAUCUUUCGUCUCCUAAACAUCAUCUGCUGUAUACAACUAACAAUUUAUUUGUAUGUAUGUAUUAAUUUUUUUUCAUAGAAAAUCAUUUUUGUCCAACUGAAUUACAUGUAUAAUUUUUCUUAUUUUUUAUAGGUACCUAAAUUUAUUAUGUAUUUUUUUUAAAUUAUACUUAAAUUUCAUUUUUAAUUAAAACUAUAUUUAAAAAAAA
Messenger RNA from Acyrthosiphon pisum (pea aphid), 1404 nucleotides. RefSeq names its product leucine-rich repeat-containing protein 59. Gene Ontology annotation, cellular component: cytoplasm. Gene Ontology annotation, molecular function: protein binding. The record is from RefSeq and is marked provisional. Lineage: Eukaryota; Metazoa; Arthropoda; Insecta; Hemiptera; Aphididae.